This is a messenger RNA of Neodiprion fabricii, 2448 nucleotides long. RefSeq lists its product as uncharacterized. Lineage: Eukaryota; Metazoa; Arthropoda; Insecta; Hymenoptera; Diprionidae. The transcript has 5 exons. The record is from RefSeq and is a predicted model, not a curated record. Bases 1 to 1884 code for a protein of 627 amino acids.
AUGCCGCUUCCGCAGACGAGGAGUAUAAAUCCAAGAUCUCCAGUGAAUUUGAAUUCUCAUCGUUUCCGGCGGUGCUUUUUCUUCUUUCCUCUAAACAAAAAUCUCAGAUAUUGGUACUACGGUUGUGCCAGGGCGGAUGGAGGGGUCGCCGUAGCUCGUGCAUUGCCAGCCUUGAAAAAUUACGAAACGGUGAACGUUGACCAAGCUGCUGCAGACGUGACGAAAAGUGACGUUUCAUCUCUCAAGUCCGAAUCCGAUAAUCUGCAGUACCGGAGUGAAAGUGAGGCGAACUUGGCCCGAAAAAAAAAAUCCUCCACAACAACGACUUUUUGCGUGGAGAUCAAACAAGGAAUCGAUCAGCCACCGAUAAUCGUCUGCGAUCCGCCCGGGGAAACCGAUGAGAAACCACCGAUACCGAGCCCAUUGCCAAUUGUCCCGUCAAUAGUGGAAAACUAUCCCGAACCAAUUCCUGAUGUCGUACCAGGCUACCUACCUGCACCGACGAAACCGAAUCAGCAGUGCUCUCUGGACGGACCAUCGUCUGUAGUGCACCCCCAGGAAAUCGAAAUACUCCAGCCUCAAACUCUUCCGGAAUUCCCUCAGUUCUUCCAAUUUCUUCCAUCAUUCCCUGUACACCCCGAAAUACCUUCGCCAACUCCUUUCCAACCGCCCCAAACCCUAUUCGGCCUUGAUCCCAACUGCCCACUGGCGUCCAUUAUUUCCAGCCUGUUAGAGGCUAUCUCUUUUUUCCAUUUAUACGAUUCAAAGCCAUACUCAAGAUUCACAGAACUAUACCCAACGGGCGAGUCAAAGUUUUGGGAAUGGAACGGAUACGAUCGACCCGCCAAAGAGACACAAUUCUUCCCGAAGUCUUCCUCUGCGGAGCUUCCGUCAAACGUUUUCUCGGAGAAUCCGUUCGAACUGAUAUAUCCAAAGCGGGGAAUCGCCACGUCGCUUCAGUACGGCAAACCGCGAAUUCCAUCGGUGGCUUCGAUAGAUAAGAAUCAAAUUUCCGAAAGUUCGUACAACGUGCCGUUUUUGAUUCAGUGCAAUCCGACGAUUAUACCACUGACACCGGCGGUCUAUGCAGCGGCUGUUGAUGGCGCGCGCGAACGAAUGUUCAAGACUGCAAUCGGAACGCCCGUAAUAAGAUCGGAGGAACCGGCGUAUCGAGUACCGGUAUCGGGAACACCAGACAUUCAUUCGACUCAACGCGCCGCACCGUACCAGAACCAUUUAGAACUGUCACCGGAAUUGAAUAUCUAUCGACAGCAGCCAAGAAAGAUGGAGGCUACGGUUCAACACGGCACAAUAGCGGAACAGCACGUCCGACAACCAACCAAAGAAAAAACGUUUUCCUCCGCAAGCCGAGAGGGAACCGCCGAUAAAAUUUCAGGCUUUCGCCAAAAUGGUCAGGAACAACUAUCGCGGCAUCAAGAGACUGUGCCAAAUUCGGUCGCGAUCGAGAUCGCGGACGCAGUCCACCAAGGCGGCAACAACCGGAAAACGGCCCUUUCGCAAUCAGUUGAAAAUAACAAAUUUAGUUUGCCCCUUAAUCCCAAGCACCAAGACAGUUCUAGUUCUGACGGAUAUGGUAGAGCAGCGAUGCGCGACGAACAGGACAAAAUUGGUUCUGGAAUAUCGAGCGUAAAUCAGAAGCCGGUGAACGGUUUUGACAGCGAAAAACUACCGGUUUUUGCUCAGUAUCGGCAGAAUCAGCAACAACGAGAACAAGGCCAACGAGAACCAACGCGAAACGUGCCACGCGUUGCCGCCCAAGAGUACGACUAUUCGCAGCAACCACCAACCGGUGAAACUUUCCGCAGCGAACGUGUGAUGAACCGUAUGAAGUCCUCACUGGCGUAUGGUAAUACGAUCCAGUAAUUCGCACCAUCAGACUGACGUUUGGCUGCCGAGCAACAGACGGCACUGAAAGCUUAAAGCUUAAGGCUUGAACCAUCUGAACCCCCUGUCGAUAGACAAUUGACGCUUUCCGUUAGAGGCAUACUUAUACUACGCCUACUUACAUUUACAUUUUAUCGAGUUCAGGUCACGGAUACAGAUGAUAAAUUUGAGUUUUCACGUAUCUGUAGUUUAUCUCUACCGUUUGUGCCCAAGGCAACAGACCAUCGGAGAAAAUAAUCCUCAACUUUUUUUCUAAUGGAAAUUUAGCGUUAUCUAUAAAUUGGGGGUGAAAAUUGACACCAAAGUUGAGGGUUUUUUUCCCGAGGGGAGUUACGCAAUAUUACUCGUCAUGAUAUUGUUAUCUCUGAAUUUUACUGUGUAUAAGUAUACUACUGACCAUUUUGUACGACUCUAUGAUACUGGAUGAAUAAUAAACGUUUUGUACUUUUUGUAUCCAACUUGUCAUGCCAGUAGGGCUGUAACCCCGAAAGGGUCCAUUUUGCGAUCAGAAGAUUUCAAUGUUCGCGGGAUGUUAUUUUCUUA